AUGACCUCAAGUGCUGAAGUGCCCAUGCCAGCCUUGGAAACCAUCACAGACUCGAAAGACUUCCAGGAGCCUACGAGGAAACCCAAGUUGUCCAAGCGUGCCCAGGGAUCGAAAGAUGCUGCCACCUUCAUAGAGAAGUUCGAGGACUUGCUCAACAAACAGUAUUCCCCCCAGAAUGUAAAUGGGCUGGUGAACUUCGGUGUAGCCGAGAAUACCCUUAUGCAAGUUGAGUUGAAGGAGUAUUUCAACUCUCACUUAAACUUGCAAGAUCUGGACUUCACCUAUGGUGACUCAUGCGCCGGGUCGAAGAGGCUCUUUGACGCCGUAAUUCGUCUCUUUGAUCGAUAUUUCAAGCCGGUCAAAAAGAUGCUGCACGAACACAUCAUCUGCGGGGCAGGUCAGAGCGCGAUUCUAGACCAGCUCACGCAUGUACUGUGUGACGAGGGCGAAGCUAUCUUAGUGGCUCGGCCAUUCUACAGUGGCUUCAUAAACGAUAUUUCUGGCCGCGCAGGUUGUCGCUUGAUCGGCGUUGACGUUGGCACGCAAGAUCCGUCCUCCACUCAGACUCUCAAAGCUUUCGACGCCACGAUGGAGACCCUACUGAACUCGGACCCACCCAUUCGGCCACGCGCUGUGAUCCUGUGUAACCCCAAUAACCCGCUAGGCUUCAACUACCCGCGGGAGACGCUCCUCGCGUACUGUGAGUUCGCGCAGAAAUGGGACUUGCACCUGCUGAGCGAUGAGAUAUACGCGCUGAGUCAGUUCGAGAACGCCGAGAAGGAGAGGGAGGGGACGAAGAGGAGUUUCGUGAGCAUGCUAAAUGUAGAUAUUGAGAAGGAGACGAGGUGUGAGCCGAGUAGGGUGCAUGUGCUGUAUGGGAUGAGCAAGGAUUUUUGUGCGAAUGGGCUUAGACUGGGGGUCAUGGUUACGCAACACAACCCGGAGCUGCGAAAGACAUUGCUGGGUAUUUCGCUGCUCAUGAAGGUGUCUUCACCUGCAGAUGCACUCUGGUCUGGGCUGUUGAACGAUGAUCAGAUGCUCGAGUACUUUAUCACAACUAACCAGAAGAAGCUGGGCGACACCUUGAAACACUGUCAAAUAUUUUUCAGCAAGUAUGGCAUACCUCUCCUACAACCGGAAGCUGCACACUUCAUAUUUAUGGACCUGCGCGGCUACCUACGGGAGGUUACCGACUCGGGUGAGAAACUACAGACCGGUGUAGAACAGGAGACAGAUCUGUUCUAUUCAUUUGUGCAAAACGGCGUAUAUGUGGCCCCUGCAACGGGCUACGGGUAUCCCAUCCCUGGAUGGUUCCGAUUCACGUUCUGCAUGAGGCGAGAUUAUCUGGACAUCGGCCUUGAGCGGAUGGCGAAAGUUCUGAAUAUCAGGAAAAAGAAAUAG
Molecule: messenger RNA, 1401 nt
Organism: Gloeophyllum trabeum ATCC 11539
Lineage: Eukaryota; Fungi; Basidiomycota; Agaricomycetes; Gloeophyllales; Gloeophyllaceae
Product: PLP-dependent transferase
Exons: 11
Coding region: 1-1401 (466 amino acids)
Biological process (GO): amino acid metabolic process; biosynthetic process
Molecular function (GO): transaminase activity; pyridoxal phosphate binding
Source: RefSeq, a predicted model, not a curated record